This is a messenger RNA of Dendronephthya gigantea, 2556 nucleotides long. Its product is annotated as solute carrier family 12 member 8-like. The transcript is spliced from 13 exons. Bases 90 to 2321 code for a protein of 743 amino acids. Gene Ontology annotation, cellular component: membrane. Gene Ontology annotation, molecular function: potassium:chloride symporter activity. The record is from RefSeq and is a predicted model, not a curated record. Gene Ontology annotation, biological process: cell volume homeostasis; potassium ion homeostasis; potassium ion import across plasma membrane. NCBI's taxonomy places the organism in Eukaryota, Metazoa, Cnidaria, Anthozoa, Malacalcyonacea, Nephtheidae.
GUAUUCAAUCCGGCCAAGCCAGAAGGAAGCCGUUUAUAAAACCCAAACAAUUGUAAGGAAUGGCUUAAAGUCGUUGCGAGUUUUCUACCAUGACCGAUAACAAUGGUGCCCGAAGGCGAAACGACGUUGACUGGUCGCGUUUCGGCCUUGCCGACAACGUUGAGAGCUCAAAACUGCCCGAACAAGCUACAAAUCCGAACGGCAGUAAAGAUCAAGCGUCUAGUCAACACGUACGGGAGCUUUUCGACGAGGAGGGUGAUUUGCAAGAGCAAAAGCCGUGGUGGAAAGCUAAUUUCUUUGUGACAGAACCUGUGCUGUUUGGAACAUGGGAUGGUGUCUUCACGUCGUGUAUGUUAAACAUAUUUGGUGUUGUGAUUUUUCUUCGUACUGGAUGGACUGUGGGUAAUGCUGGAAUUGGCUUGUCACUUUUUAUUGUUCUAUUGACAUUGUUGAUCUCGCUCGUCCCGGUGCUGUCAGCAAUCGGAAUUAUCGAUCAUAUUGAUCAUAUCGAAGGCGGUGGUAUUUAUUUUGUUCUCACGCAUAUUCUUGGCGCAAGGAUCGGGGCUACGGUUGGAAUACUCUACUGUUUUGGACAAGCGGCCAGUAUUUCCCUAUUUUCGUCGGGUUUUGGCGAAUCACUGGCGGAGACUACAAGCUGGGAUAAUCAUUGGGCAGCCAGAACAAUUGCCCUCAUCGCUGCCCUGACGAUAUUAGGAAUAAUUUUGGCUGGAGUGAAGUGGGUUGUGAAAUUACAACUCCUGCUUCUAGCCGUUUUAGUGAUAUCCGUAUUGGAUUUUGUUAUUGGGACGUUUGCUCAUACAGAUUUGGCCAAUGGUUUCACCGGUUAUUCUGAAGAAAAUAUGGUUAGGAAUAUCAAUCCAAAGUUUUUGGAAGAUGAAUCAUUCUUUACCGUGUUUGGUGUUUUCUUCUCCACCGCGACUGGAAUUAUGGCGGGAAUAAACAUGAGCGGCGAUCUCAAAAACCCUGGGGAGAAUAUUCCAACAGGAACGUUGGCAGCUCUUGGUGUGAGCGGUUUAUUGUAUAUGUUGUUUGCUUUGUUACUUGGCGCAGUUUGUACCCGAGAAGCGUUGUUGAGUGACUACAUGAUUGCAUCCAAGGUCGCAUUAGUUGGUGUACUGUUUUUAUUUGGUCUGUACAUAUCGUCUCUGUCUUCUUGUCUUGGGGCACAAUAUGCUGCUCCUAGGAUCAUUCAGUGCAUUGGUCGUGAUAAUGUCAUCCCUCUUAUCAAAGCCUUGGGAAAAGGACGUGGAGCGAAUCAAGAACCAUACGCAGCGUCAAUAUUCGUUGGUCUUAUAGCCGUUGUUCUUAUUCUCAUUGGUAACGUCAACUCCCUCGCCCCGGUCGUCACCAUGCCCUUUUUGAUGACCUACGCCGCGGUCAAUUACGCCUACUUCAAGAUGGUCAUGUGUAUGGACUUGCAAAAGCGACGAAAGUUAAUCGAGGAAGGCGUCCUGGUUGACGAUGCGCCGAAAAGUCCUAAGAGCGAGGAAACUAGGCUGGUCUCCAAGCCCGAAAUGAUGGAUGGUCUUAUAGCAAAGGAUUAUGGGACGACCAUUCAAAAUGGCGAAGCUAUUGCGGACGUUAAGAUGACGGAUGAGACAGAGAAAAAUGAUUUGGGUGAAAAAGAGAAUCCCGAUAAGGAUUCUGUAGAGUAUAAUGUAGGGACAACUGUCGAUAAUUCGGAGUAUAACGGGGAUAAUGCAGGGGAUACUACUGGCAUGGUUGUGGAUAAUAGAGGUGAUCAACGUAGUGAUAAUGAGGGUAAUGAGAUUACGGAUGCUGAUUACUGUGAACUAGAUGAUGGAGAGGAAACGGAAUUGUACAAAAAGGAUGAGAAAGUAGAAGACAAGAACAAAACGGAUAAGCCGAAAUCGAAUCGAUACCCAAAGUCACAAUUUACAGUAGAAAUAGAGCAGAAACGAUGGUCAGAAUAUUCACAACUUGCAAACAGAUGGAUCUCGCUGGCGGGAGCAUUCGCAAGUGUUUUUAUGAUGUUUUUAAUCCAUUGGGGUUAUGCGUUAGCAAAUAUUUCAGCGGGAUUGCUUAUUUAUAUUUAUAUCGGACAGACAAAUCCUGGUGUCACGAAAGGUAUUGCUUAUGACUUUAACUUUGCGAGAUGGGUGCAAUCUUUAUGGGAAAAACUGACAAGGAGGUCACCAAACCAACACCGUGUUAUAAAAAUGGACACAAACAUUCCGUAUGAAAUAGCACUGUUUCAGGUGACAGAAGAAAACCCUGAUUUUUCAAACAGAGAAAAAAGGCAUCAUUCCUCUUUGGUGAAAGUCAUUUCUCCUGCUUAGAAUGCAACGUUCUUGGCUUAAUUUCACACGCAAUCUAUCACAAUAAUCUGAAAGCCAGAACCACGUGCGCACACCUUGAAUUCAUCGCAGCAAUUUUAAAGAAAUGGGAUUGUUCACAAAUGAAUUCCUUCUUAAUUUAUUUCAACAUUGAAUUUCUGAAUUCUCCUUCAAAGGCUAAGCUGUGUAUUCUCGACUAGAAUUCCCGAAUGGAAAUAAUUUAUUAACAAACGAAGUC